This is a messenger RNA of Mya arenaria, 552 nucleotides long. Its product is annotated as neuroendocrine convertase 2-like. Bases 1 to 552 code for a protein of 183 amino acids. Gene Ontology annotation, molecular function: serine-type endopeptidase activity. The record is from RefSeq and is a predicted model, not a curated record. Gene Ontology annotation, biological process: protein processing. The transcript has 4 exons. NCBI's taxonomy places the organism in Eukaryota, Metazoa, Mollusca, Bivalvia, Myida, Myidae. Gene Ontology annotation, cellular component: Golgi membrane; trans-Golgi network.
AUGAAGGGCACCUUACACUUAAAAGUCAACAAAAGCCCCAACAGAAAUAGAGAAACGCUUAAACAUUUGCAGUUUGCAGUAAGCGUAAACAACCAUUUGACGAUUCCGGAUAUAGAUUCAGCAAUUUACGCACGCGCUCUUUCAUACCGACGAGACGCUAUUCAUGUUUUUUCAAGCAGAUGGGCGCCAAGAGAGCCGUUUAAAAGGUCUGACUUUUAUGAAGAUGCCGUUUUAACGGAAGGCUUGCGACAAGGUAGGCAUGGUCUUGGGUCUGUGUACGUUUUUCCUGCUGGACAGCCGGGAUCAGGUUUGGCUAACCACAUUGGUAGCAUUACCGUCACCUGUUUAGAUGUCAACGGAACUGUUGCUGAUGUUACCGCCGACAAUGCAGCUACCCUUGUGUCUGUAUUUUGUAACGGCCGAAGAAAAACAGAUACAAGAAUGGUGACCUCUGGAUAUGACAGUAGAAAGUGUGAAACGACACAUGACGGUGAAUUGAUCAGCACCUCCAUUGUUUCCGGAAUGAUUGCACUUCUAUUAGAGUCCACGUAA